This is a messenger RNA of Arachis duranensis, 1077 nucleotides long. RefSeq lists its product as uncharacterized. The transcript is spliced from 6 exons. The record is from RefSeq and is a predicted model, not a curated record. The coding region runs from base 196 to 873 and encodes 225 amino acids. NCBI's taxonomy places the organism in Eukaryota, Viridiplantae, Streptophyta, Magnoliopsida, Fabales, Fabaceae.
UUUAUUUAAUCGCAGUUUGAGCUGCCACCGCCACCUUCUAACACACACAAUCUCAGCGGGGAGAAAAAAAAAAAAAACCCUAACCCUAACCCUAUGGACGAGGGAACUUUCUUCUUCUUCGUCUUCUUCAAUUAAUCUGUUGAAAUCUGUGGGAGUUUCUCAAAUUUCAGAGUGGUGGGUGUUUGGGGUAAGGUAAUGGACCAGAGAUCCAUGGUGGAUUUGGAAUCAGAGAGGGAAUCGCUUCGUGUGAAAAGGAAGACCCUUGAAGCCGUUCUUCACCAUUGUCAGAGAGCACUUGAAUCAACUAUCCACGAUAAUUCUACUGAUACCAUCUUCCAUGAACACAGUUCUGGGGCUCAUCCUACCCCACCACCAUCACCACCACCUGAUCUUGAAACCGAUGAGUUAUGUGAUCUGAUCAAAUCUAGAGUUGAAUGCCCUGGCUUCCUUGAAAAGUUAGAAUGUGCCCAGGCAUCUUUUUCACGUGACACAGCUGAAGGUAAUUCUUGGGAUAUGGUCAGUGAUAAUGAUCUCUGGGAAGAUAAAGAUGUUGACUCCGACCAAGAAGAUUAUGUUCUUGUCAAACAAGAAGAUAUUGUGGAAGGCAUCGCUUGCUUCAUGGCUGCAUAUUUGUUAUCCCUGAAGCAGACCAAGGAUUUGACACCUCUUCAACUCCAAGAAGCCCUCAGCAAGACUUUUUCAGUGAAAAAGAAAAAAGGUAAGCUUCAAAAGGCUUGGGAUGGGAGCAAAGUUAUUUAUAAUGUUGCAUCAUGGGGAGCUACGGCUAUUGGGAUAUACCAAAACCCUGUUAUUGUAAGGGCUGCAACUAAAGCAUUCUGGACUUCAUGCCAGGUCAUAUCAAAGCUUCUCUGAUUUGGUAAUGUAGCUUGGAGCAAAGUUGUGGUUGUCAACUUAGGUAGUUGAAUGCAAUUGAUUCAGCUUAGCCUUCCACAAUCUGUUCUAGUUUUAUAUACGAAUUCAAUUUCUUUGCACCAAAGAUCAAUUGAUCUUAGUGUGGCUUGAUGUAAAUAUAACUGGUCUAAUGUUUUCUAGUGUAAUCCAAAAUCUUAUUCAAAA